Messenger RNA from Delphinapterus leucas (beluga whale), 8639 nucleotides. It is a transcript of the gene XPO4, whose product is annotated as exportin 4. Lineage: Eukaryota; Metazoa; Chordata; Mammalia; Artiodactyla; Monodontidae. Gene Ontology annotation, molecular function: nuclear export signal receptor activity. The record is from RefSeq and is a predicted model, not a curated record. Gene Ontology annotation, biological process: protein export from nucleus. Gene Ontology annotation, cellular component: cytoplasm; nuclear pore.
CCAGAAUGCAGCGCAUGGCGCGUCAUUGAAGAGAGACCAUGAUGGCGGCGGCGCUGGGGCCCCCAGAAGUGAUCGCUCAGCUGGAGAACGCGGCCAAAGUUCUGAUGGCACCACCUUCCAUGGUUAACACUGAGCAGCGCCAGCAUGCUGAGCAUAUAUUCUUAUCAUUUAGGAAAUCAAAAUCACCAUUUGCAGUUUGCAAGCAUAUUUUGGAAACGAGUAAGGUAGACUACGUCCUCUUUCAAGCUGCCACAGCCGUCAUGGAGGCCGUUGUCCGCGAGUGGAUCCUCCUGGAGAGAGGGAGCGUCGAGUCACUGCGCACAUUCCUCUUAACCUACGUCUUACAGAGGCCUCACCUCCAAAAGUAUGUUCGGGAACAGAUUCUAUUAGCAGUAGCAGUAAUUGUAAAACGAGGAUCAUUAGAUAAAUCAAUUGACUGCAAAAGCAUUUUUCAUGAAGUCAGCCAGUUGAUAAGUAGUGGCAACCCCACUGUGCAAACUCUGGCCUGUUCUAUUCUAACUGCACUAUUGAGUGAAUUCUCAAGUUCAAGUAAAACUAGCAACAUUGGACUGAGUAUGGAGUUCCAUGGCAACUGCAAAAGAGUUUUUCAGGAAGAAGACCUCCGUCAGAUCUUCCUGCUGACGGUGGAAGUCCUGCAGGAAUUCAGCAGGCGGGAGCACCUCAGCGCCCAGAUGUCAUCCGUGUUCCAGCGCUACCUGGCCCUCGCCAACCAAGUCCUGAGCUGGAACUUCCUUCCUCCAAACUUGGGAAGACAUUAUAUAGCCAUGUUUGAGUCCUCGCAAAAUGUGCUCCUGAAGCCCACGGAGUCCUGGCGGGAGGCCCUUCUGGACAGCAGGGUCAUGGAGCUUUUCUUUACCGUACAUCGAAAAAUCAGAGAAGAUUCCGACAUGGCACAAGACUCCCUGCAGUGCCUCGCCCAGUUAGCUUCUCUUCACGGACCCAUCUUCCCCGACGAAGGGUCCCAAGUGGAUUAUCUCGCACACUUCAUUGAGGGCUUACUGAAUACCAUCAAUGGAAUUGAGAUAGAAGAUUCUGAAGCUGUGGGGAUCUCCAGCAUCAUCAGCAACCUGAUAACUGUGUUCCCUCGCAACGUCUUAACCGCCAUUCCAAGCGAGCUCUUCUCGUCCUUUGUGAGCUGCCUGACACACCUCACGUGCUCUUUCGGGCGCAGUGCUGCACUGGAGGAGGUGCUGGAUAAAGACGACAUGGUGUACAUGGAAGCAUACGACAGGCUGCUGGAGUCCUGGCUGACGCUGGUCCAAGACGACAAGCAUUUCCACAAAGGCUUUUUCACCCAACACGCAGUUCAAGUGUUCAAUUCCUACAUUCAGUGCCACCUAGCAGCUCCCGAUGGCACAAGGAAUUUGACUGCCAACGGAGUGGCCUCUCGUGAGGAAGAAGAGAUAAGUGAACUUCAGGAGGAUGAUCGAGACCAGUUUUCAGAUCAACUAGCCAGUGUAGGAAUGCUAGGACGCAUUGCUGCAGAGCACUGUAUACCUCUCCUGACAAGUUUAUUAGAGGAAAGAGUAACGCGGCUCCACGGGCAGUUGCAGCGGCGGCAACAGCAGCUCCUCGCUUCACCUGCUUCAGGCUCUGCCGACAGCAAGGUGCUGGAUGAUCUGUAUGAAGAUAUCCACUGGCUUAUUUUAGUUACAGGCUACCUCUUAGCUGAUGAUACUCAGGGAGAGACUCCGCUAAUACCUCCAGAAAUAAUGGAAUAUUCCAUUAAGCAUUCAUCUGAAGUUGACAUUAAUACAACACUUCAAAUUUUGGGAUCUCCAGGAGAAAAGGCUUCUUCCAUCCCAGGGUACAACAGAACAGAUUCUGUGAUUAGGCUGUUGUCUGCUGUUCUCAGAGUUUCAGAAGUUGAGUCUCGGGCAAUAAGGGCAGAUCUCACGCACCUGCUAAGCCCUCAGAUGGGCAAAGAUAUUGUUUGGUUUCUAAAACGCUGGGCAAAGACUUAUCUCCUGGUGGAUGAGAAACUGUACGAUCAGAUAAGCGUGCCAUUCAGUACAGCAUUUGGAGCAGACACAGAGGGCUCUCAGUGGAUUGUUGGCUACCUCUUGCAGAAGGUCCUCAGCAACCUCUCAGUGUGCAGCAGUGAGCAGGACCUCGCAAAUGACACGGUGCAGCUGCUCGUCACUUUGGUGGAGAGAAGGGAGAGGGCAAACCUGGUGAUCCAGUGCGAAAGCUGGUGGAACCUAGCCAAGCAGUUUGCCAGCCGAAGCCCACCUCUGAACUUCUUGUCCAGCCCCGUGCAGAGGACGCUGAUGAAGGCGCUCGUCUUGGGGGGCUUCGCUCACAUGGACGCAGAGACCAAGCAGCAGUACUGGACAGAGGUUCUUCAGCCUCUUCAGCAGCGAUUCUUAAGAGUGAUAAACCAGGAAAACUUUCCGCAGAUGUGCCAGCAGGAGGAGGUGAAGCAGGAGAUCACUGCCACGCUGGAGGCCCUGUGUGGCAUUGCUGAGGCUACCCAGGUUGACAAUGUAGCCAUCCUUUUUAACUUUUUAAUGGACUUCCUUACCAAUUGCAUUGGAUUGAUGGAAGUUUACAAAAAUACCCCCGAGACUGUCAAUCUCAUCAUAGAAGUUUUUGUUGAAGUUGCACAUAAGCAGAUAUGCUAUCUUGGAGAGUCCAAAGCCAUGAACCUGUACGAGGCGUGCCUCACCCUGCUGCGCGUGUACUCCAGGAACAACGUGGGGCGGCAGCGGGCCGACGCCCCCGCGGAGGAGGAGGAGCAGUACCAGGACCUGCUGCUCAUCAUGGAGCUCCUCACCAACCUCCUGUCCAAGGAGUUCAUAGACUUCAGCGACACAGAUGAAGUGUUUAGGGGUCAGGAGCCUGGGCCAGCAGCAAACAGAUCUGUGUCGGCAGCCGAUGUUGUGUUAUAUGGAGUGAACCUGAUUCUGCCCUUGAUGUCACAGGACCUCUUGAAGUUUCCAACCCUUUGUAAUCAAUACUACAAAUUAAUCACAUUUAUCUGUGAGAUUUUUCCUGAAAAAAUACCACAGCUUCCUGAAGAUCUUUUUAAAAGUCUGAUGUACUCGUUGGAACUAGGAAUGACGUCAAUGAGUUCGGAGGUUUGCCAGCUGUGCCUGGAAGCUUUGACCCCGUUAGCUGAGCAGUGUGCAAAAGCACAGGAGACAGACUCGCCACUUUUCCUGGCAACACGGCACUUUCUCAAGCUGGUGUUUGAUAUGCUGGUUUUGCAAAAGCACAACACGGAGAUGACCACCGCGGCUGGCGAGGCGUUCUACACGCUGGUGUGCUUGCAUCAGGCGGAAUAUUCUGAACUGGUUGAAACAUUACUGUCAAGCCAGCAAGACCCAGUUAUUUACCAGAGAUUAGCAGACGCCUUCAACAAGCUCACUGCAAGCAGCACGCCCCCUGUGCUGGACCGGAAGCAGAAGAUGGCCUUCCUGAAGAGUUUAGAAGAGUUUAUGGCAAAUGUUGGUGGUCUCCUAUGUGUAAAAUAAACAACAGAGCUUUAUGCUUAAUCAGAUCCUUCCUGCAAAGUGCACUGAAUUGCUAACAGUUGACUUGAGUCUUGUCCUUUUUGUCAGUUCGUUGGCCGUUUGGAUUUUGGGAGCCUGGCAGGGCACUGUGUGGUGCAGGGAAGCGUUACCCUCAGUCCGUCGUAGGUCUUGUAGCUUUUGAAUGGUUAUUUCAGAUUCUCAAAAUGAAAUUCCACAUAUGUGCAAAGAGAUAUGGGCACCAUGAAAUACGUAUUCAGUGCCUUUUCCCUCUUUAUCAAAGCAUUAGGUGGCUACCCAAAGUUUAGCGUUUUCAUUAUCAGAUAUCAGCUGGAUAUCUGCUCAUCUGCAUCACUGAGGAGCCGGUUGAAAAGACAGAUUCCUGGGCCCACCUGUAGACAGACCCUCAGAGUCAGCAUUUGUUUGUUGGACCUUGGAUUCUUGGUUUUAAUAAGCGCCUCUCCUCUGCCACCCCUGCAGUUUUCAGUCAGUGCAGAAGGCCGGAAAGCUUCUAGAGGUGUGUGCUUGCCCAGCCCUCCCUUUGAGGAGGGGGAGGUGAUUGGGCAGGGGGAAGGGCACCGCCAGGUGUUUGUGGCUUCCUGUUACCACGCUCUCCCUGUCUGUCUUGUGUCACAGCAGCCUGGUAAUUGCAGGUUUUGUGAACCUACUCUGAUGCCUGAACUUGAGGAGGAAAAUACAUGUAUAUUUUUGUUCCAUAAGAAGAACUUUAGGAACUGUAGCCAUUUCAUUGCCUUAAUUUUAAGAAGAAAUUACAAAAAGCAGAUUUGUUUUAGUAAGAAAUCAAGUCUUGAUGCUUCAGAGUCGGUCUAGGGUGUUAGCUGCUGUGAACGUGGGGCCCUUUUGAUUGUGUGUAUUUAUGUGGUUUUAUGGGUGAAAUGAAAGGCUCAUUCAGAUGUAGUGUAACUUUCUGAGUAUGUUUCUGUCCAGCCACGUAGCCCAUGGCUAAUAAUUUGCUCUGAAUGGCUUGCUUAAGCAAUAACUAUUUUAAAGGGUGUGAAUUACUGAUUCAUAUAGACUCUUACACAUUGGGACAUUAGGACAGUAAUUAUUCUAGAGUGGGUAUUAUACUCAUUUCACAGGAGCCACGUAAAUUUAAUUUAAGAGAUUAAAAAACUCACUUUAGAUCCUGUAGUUUGAUUUUUCUAAUCAGGAUUUUUGUACUGCUGCCAUGCUCCCCUUAACUCUAUGUGCCAGCUUAAAUUAUGGAAACGAAAGCUAACUUAUAAACACCAGGCACGUGACACUGUGCCCACUUCAGUGUCAGAAUCACACAGCACAGUAACAGGCGCGUUCUGAAACUGCGCCUCCGAGGGGCGGGUUUCUCGUCCCGUCCUUAACAUCGUGUGCUCGGCUGGCCUCCGAAUGUGGUGUUAACAGCUGGACUGCACAGAGUGGAUGCGCCUUCCCAUGCACUGCUGCACAGCGGUGAGGGCAGCUCCGUGCUCUUGGCAGUUGCAGUUAACCAGACGGAGCAUCUGAAUUCCAUCCAGCCUGGGCAGGUGCCGCUGGACGCAGAUGAAAGCAAAGCCUAGAGCCCCGGCUUUCUGAGGAACAUUUCUUUUAAUUCGAUCACCAUUGAGUAACCGAGGUGGAGCAAAAAGUCUUAAAAGACAUCUAGGGCAAAACUAGUAUCACUCUUUCUGAAGUGUACGUGUUAUUGUGUUCUUAAACAUACUUUGGACAGUGCAUUUAGUUUUAGAUUUCUUCUUCUUUCCCUUAAAGAACUUGAAGUCAGAGGCAGCGGUAGUCACUUUGUUUGCAUUGUUUCUGGUGUUUCAUGUUUCCCAGCUCCCUAGCGCCCAGCAUUUGUGAGCUAAAUAUGUCCCUGUUCCUUUGCCUAAGGGCACCAAGACACGCAGCCGACUGGAUUGGUCCACUGACUGCGACAAAACUGUAAUCAAGUUGUUAUUGAAAAUAAAGAUGAGUAGGAAAGGAAUGCCAUGGUAAACAAAAAGGGCAUCCGUAUCUAAUAUCUUUUAUCUAGACAGAUGUAUUUGCUGUUUGCCCAGAUUUUAUUACAGUCCUGCAUUUUCAUUAGACCACUUUUAAUUGAAACAAGAUUUUCUUCAGAUUGGACCAAAUAAUACAUAAGGUAUCAUCAGAGUGUUGGUUAGUGGCAAACUGGAAGGAAACGCCACCACCGUUUUUAGGUAGUGGGAAAGGCCACUUAAUUGCAACAGCCAGGCUCUUUUCAGUUGUUCGCAGUUUGUUUUCCUGAUUGGAUAUUUGUUUAGUUUGGGGCUUUUGUUUUAUUUUGUCGAGUUUUGUCUUCAGCUAUGUUUGUUGGCUUUUCAGUUUUGGGGGGUUUUGUUUUAAUGCUCUUGGCCCAGUGGGUGUCAAGAAUACUGGCUUAAUUCUAGUAAAUUGAUUUUUACUGCUAAAACUGUUGUCAAAGGAGUUUUAAAAACGAAAACAUUAUUUGUGCCCCUUUUUAUAUAUGUUAAAGGGACACUGUUGAGUAUUUGAUUUUUUAUAAUGCUGUGUUUUAUAAACUUUCUCUUAUUCAUACACAGUAUCCUAUCACCUCCGUUUUCAGUUCAGUCUUUGCUUGCUUUUAUUUUCCUUGGCCCUUUUAUUUCUGAAGGCACAGUCUCUGCAGACUUUGUACCUUCACAGUUUGUAUUUGUGUGGCAGCACCUGUAACUAAUUCUUGUAGCUCUGUUUGAAGGAUUGGUUUGCAUUUGUGGUCCUGGAUGGGUGGCUGCCUGGGGGGUAGGCCACCUGAGACAGUAUCUGACAGUGUCCUUGCUGCCCCUUCAUCUGUUGGGAGACAGUGGCAUGUAACCAUCACUGCAGUGAGUUUUCAACAGUGUGACCUUUUAUGUAAAAAAGCUUUGUAAUUUUUUUCAAACUGGUUUUAAGAAUUUAGUCUUAUUUCGUUGUAAACCGUGUUUCUAAUUAUAUUAACAUCACUCUGUUCAGAGGAGAUGGUUACUACUAUUUUUUCACAGUUUGCAUUUCAAAACCAAACAUCUCUGUGAUGCUUACCCCAGUCAGCAUUAUUUAACUUCCCUUACUGUCUUUGGUUGAACUUUCUCUUCUACCAAAAAAUGUCAAGUCUUCGUAUUUCUCCUAUCACCAUAUUUCCCAUUUCUGUUAAUACUUGUAUGAACCCCUCAAGUAUUGAAGGGAACAAGUCGUCAGUUUCAAGGAUUUCAAGUUUGAGUAUUUUAAUUUACAGUGUCAGUUGGACCCUUAAAAUACUAUUUUGGUCUGUUACAAUUUUACUUCUUUCCGUUUGCCCUCUGUCACUAGAGGUGUUGCCAUUAGACCUCAGCAGGCUCGCUGUCCCUCACAGGUGAUUAUCAUUGUUAGCUCCUGAAUAAAAUAUUAACUGUUUCGAAACCUCAGUGCUUCUUAGGGGUUUUUCAAAACCAGAGAAUAAGGCACUGAUUUGGAUAUGAGUUCUUAACAUUAUAAUUUUCUGUAAAUUCCUCUAUAAAACAACAUAGCUGAUUUGAGGAUGUAAUAAUGUUUUAAAUGAUUUUAAAAUGUAGGUGGAUAUUCUCUGACUUGGUAAUAACUAUAUUCUGAAAACACUGCAUCUAAGAAUUCUUGAAAAAUUGAUUUUCUAAAAUUUUAAAACGUCCAGCUUUAGGUAUAUUGCUGAGCUCAAAUUAAUUUGCAGUGAGUGCCAUGGUUCACGUUGAACUUUAAACAAUUUAAUUUAGAUGUAAGAAAUGUGAAGUAUUCCUGAUUGAUUAUAAUGGGAACCCAUGACAUAUUUAGCCAAAGACUGUAUUUGGUUCAGGUAAAGAUAAAAGCUUAAUAAUGGGCAUCCAUUCUGUUCUAAAGAGGAUGGAUGAGGUGAUGUGUUUCUGGCCCCUAGCUCUGUACACGUAAGCGUUUGUAAAGGCGGAAACGCGGUGGCGGGGAGGCCCGUGUGUUAGCCCCCCGAGGCUCACACUGCAAACUAUCUUUGUCCCCCUCGUCCUCCGUGGUUUGCUCUUCGCCUGGUCCCAGACUUCCCAGCAGUGGAGAGAUUUUGUUUUUGGCUUUUCUUCUAAGUCUGUUUUCUGAGGCCUCUCAGCUCUUAGGAGCUGUCAGAAUGUACUAACAGCUAAUUUUCCUAGCCUGACAUUCAACACUGCAUCUGCACUAUGUACCUAACGGGGAUGUGACCUCAAGUGUGUCCUGAGCCCGGGCUACCUGGUGUGGUGUCUUUUACCACAUACAAUUAUUGACAGAUUGCAAAGGUUGGUAUUGUGAUUUGGUUCUCUGUACAAAGGAAAAGGCUCCAUGCAGUGAGUUUCUGGUUUAAUGGUCACAAAAUGUUAGCACUGCUACCAUUCAGCACGUGUAAAAUUUUUUAAAUUUAUAAAUAUUAAAAUUUUAAACUUAUACUGACUUUUCAGUUUUUUUAAGAGACCCAGGGAUGAGUAUACUGUUUAAAUAUUUACCUCUAUUAACAUUAUUAAUAAAGGUAUAAAGUUGCAUUUAAUUUUUCAAAAGAUGCUACAAUACGAUUUUAGGAAAUAAGGCCAUGUACUGAGCCAGUUACAAGCUGAAUAUAAAAUUUUAUUUGUAUUUUUUAAUCCAUAAAUGGGAGUUAAAAUAUGUCUUUUCACUAAAUAUUUUUAUGACAUUUUUGUUUUGACCAUGUGUGAUUUGUUCAUGGGUGUCUAGCUAGACUGUUGCAUGAAACUUAUUGAAUGGUGCUAUAGUUCAUUUACCAGCCUAGGGUGACUGACACUGGGGACGUUACACAAUCAGAAUAAUUUUAAAUAAAAAACAUGAGGACAUAUCUGCACAGGUAAAAUAGGGAUUUGCAUUACCUUCUGGGAGAACACCCAACCCUAAUAGAAUCUCCAGAAUUCAGAAAGAAAAUCGAAGUUUCGUUUAUAUUCUGUAAUAUUGAGCAUAUUUAUUUUUAUCUCAGCUCACAAUCUUAGAAACAAUUUCAGAGUUAUUAGUUAAAUCAUUGGAUUCGGGGCAUAUUUGUAGUAAAUGUAGUUCGGGUCAUUCUUUUUGGCCUUUCAGGGCAAGUGGAAAAGUACCAUUCUUCUGUGUGUCAGACAGACUUUCCUUUUUACCUAAUUCUAAACCUUGUAAACAUAUGCAGUGAAAAGUUAACUUUUUUAAGGAAGAAAAUGCGUUUUGAAAAUAUAUUUAUUUUAAACUUUA